Macrosteles quadrilineatus (aster leafhopper) is the source of this 3114-nucleotide messenger RNA. Its product is annotated as DNA-binding protein Ewg-like. NCBI's taxonomy places the organism in Eukaryota, Metazoa, Arthropoda, Insecta, Hemiptera, Cicadellidae. Gene Ontology annotation, molecular function: DNA-binding transcription factor activity, RNA polymerase II-specific; RNA polymerase II cis-regulatory region sequence-specific DNA binding. The transcript has 13 exons. Gene Ontology annotation, cellular component: nucleus. Gene Ontology annotation, biological process: regulation of transcription by RNA polymerase II. The coding region runs from base 388 to 1929 and encodes 513 amino acids. The record is from RefSeq and is a predicted model, not a curated record.
AAUCAUGGCGUCGAAAAAGACAGAAUACUUACUCCCUAGCACUAAAGGGAGCUAUCGAUCGAUAAUCAUGGAUGACAUCAGGGACUUAUACAAACUAGUGUCAAGCUUACCUUAUGAUAUCCUCAGUGAUGUUGGUUCAAGCCUAGUGUCCCAAAGUAGUUGUAUUAGCCCUAGUAGCCUGUAAGAAGGAACGUAGACAUGAUUUCCUGCUGAAAAUGGUCUUCUCUUCACGCAGACUUUACCUUCGGCAAAAGAAUCUUAGUUGCCAUCCAGAAUGGGGAUCUGCAGCUGAGGAUUAUUGACAGAAGCUUCUGCUGAAAUGCAACAUAGAUCUCACUCUUGUUAUUAUAUUUAAUAUUUGGAUUUUUCUUUAGAUUAAGGUUCAAGAUGAUGGACACAAGUGCGCCGGAGUCGUUGUCUCUCACCGUCCAGUCGGACGAUGACGACGAUGGCUGCAUGUCGGGUACUAGCUCCACCUAUGGCGACAGCUCUGACUUCAUGACGGCAGCGAUGAACGAUGACGUGACGGCCCAGUUAGCGGCAGCAGGUUGGCAUAAACAGCACAGUCACGGGCCUAUAGGCAUGGCAGCAGCAGCGGCCAUUGUGUCUGCUAAGAAAAGGAAACGUCCACAUUCUUUUGAAACCAACCCGUCGAUACGAAAACGUCAACAAAAUCGGUUGCUCCGGAAACUAAGGCAAACUAUAGACGAGUUCGCUACCCGGGUAGGCCAGCAAGCCAUUGUCUUGGUAACAACGCCAGGAAAACCUAACAACAGCUUCAAGUGCUUCGGAGCCAAGCCCUUAGAGGAUGUGGUGAAGAACCUGAAGACGGUGAUCAUGGAAGAGUUAGAGUCAGCGUUGGCUCAACAAGCACCUCCCCCGGCACAAGAGGACCCGACGUUGUACGAGCUGCCUCCUCUCAUCAUAGACGGCAUCCCCACCCCUGUGGAGAAAAUGACGCAAGCACAGUUACGAGCCUUCAUCCCUCUUAUGCUCAAGUACUCAACAGGAAGGGGAAAACCAGGAUGGGGUAGAGAGUCAACGAGACCGCCUUGGUGGCCCAAAGAGUUACCUUGGGCAAACGUUCGGAUGGACGCUCGACCGGAGGAGGAAAAACAGAAGUGCCGUAAUUUGCAGAUCUCGUGGACUCACGCCUUGCGCCAGAUCGUCAUCAACUGCUACAAGUACCACGGCCGGGAGGACCUGCUGCCGGCCUUCACUGAUGACGAGGACAAAAACGGAAGCUCGGUGGGCGUCAGACAAAGGGCGGACACCCCUCCCCCCUCCCCUACAACCACUCUGACGACACAGGUGACAACACAGUACUCGCCAACCGUCCUGCAGACCAUCAGCAACCCUGACGGAACUGUCAGCAUCAUACAAGUAGACCCCAACAACCCCAUCAUAACUCUGCCUGAUGGAACUACGGCUCACGUUCAGGGAGUUGCUACUAUUCACACGGGAGGAGGGGAGUCAGGUACGGUCCAUGCAGUUCACACAUUAGCAGAGGUGGCUUCAGGGGACGGGGGUGUGGCUGUAGAGCUCAACAACGUCACGGAGGCAACUCUCAACCAGGAGGGCCAACUGAUACUGACCGGGGAAGACGGUCACGGAUACCCAGUGUCAGUGUCGGGUAUGAUCUCAGUCCCUGUGAGUGGAGGUGGUGGCAUGUACCAGACUGUAGUAGCGAACUUCCAACACAUACAGACCAACUCUGAUGGCACCAUGCAGGUCGUCACACCCAUCAUGCAUGUGCCCAAGGUUGAGCCUGGUACUGGAGGCACACAGCAGCUAGUCAAUAUAGGCGGAGAGCCACAGAUGCUACAGGUUUUGUCACUGAAGGAGUCCGCAGCACUUAGCAAAGUUCUGGCUCAGAGUGGGGGAAACAUCAAACCUGAGGAGGCUCCUACGAUCACUGGCGACCAGUAGCUGUUUUAGGUGCCAAUUUAAUACCACAUUCGUCUUAAAAAUCAGCAUUGGAGACAAGUUGUCUACAUAUCAAGUUUCAUAUUCAGUAGCUGGGAUUGUCAUUCACCGCUUGGCUUCUGAUGGAGAAGUCUGGAGAUGGUCUACCACAGCUUAGAGUACUUCAGUUUUUGUUCUAUAGUGAUGAUUUAACAAUAUACUAAUUAUAUUAUUUUAUCAGAUAACCGACUGUAUAAAGUUACUGAAGGUUUGCUUUAUGAAAUCUGAUAAAUCGUAGCUAUUAAUUUAAUUUUUUUGGGAUUCAAAUUUUGUCUACUGUAGAUUUUAAAGUUUUUCUGUGUUGGGUGAUUUUUGAAACAACAGUUUUUAGGGUCUAUAUUUUAUACUCGCUACAAGAUUGGUUUCAGCGACUGUGGCACUCUAGCAAGUGAGGAUUACAUUCUCAAUACCUUUUGCUUUGGGGGAGCGAGCUGGUGUAGUGGUUAGAGCGCCAGACUUCGGUCCUGGGUUCAAAUCCUGCCAAAUCACCAAUGGAUUUUAUCUAAGUGAUAGUGCCGCAACCCCUAGGUCUAGCCUGAAGUAAUGUGCAAAACAAUCCCGGACUCGUGCCUAGCGUCCUAGAAAAAAAAAUACCUAUCGCUUUAGUCACUUACAGCCAUAGUUAGACAACUUGUACAGUUCAGUGAUUAGUUCCUCUCGGGAGUGCCAUACCACAGUUACCCUCAUUGACUACGGCUCGAAACCAAAAAGUGUGUUUGCGCGAGUGGUUGUGUGUCUGUCCAUGGGUUUAUUCAUUACGGUGUUUCAAAGGCACUCGCUUAAGAGAUGAGUGAUUUGAUUUUUUUCACAGGGCGUUAACUAGUAGACUGUAAAAGGCAGGUCUCCAAAGGAUUUUCCAAUAUUGUGAUAAUUUAUUUUAGAUGUAGAAGUUACCUGAAGGUACGAAAAUAUGUCAAAUAACACUUGUAAUAAAUAUAUUUACACAUACUGUUUAAUUAUCAAUUAUUUAAAAUGGGGACGCCACUAUAUGCGUAUUUUAACCCAAAUAUGAGUGUAGGAUGAGUAGCGCGAUGUGUACUCACAUAAAUACAUAUAAAAGAUUAUAAGUGUUGAUCAAUUUCGAUUGGACACUCCAAUCAUUACAGGACCCAAUAAGCGAAUGACGAGGUGACAAAUUUAAUAACUUCU